This is a messenger RNA of Eimeria necatrix, 339 nucleotides long. RefSeq lists its product as hypothetical. The record is from RefSeq and is a predicted model, not a curated record. The transcript is spliced from 4 exons. Lineage: Eukaryota; Apicomplexa; Conoidasida; Eucoccidiorida; Eimeriidae. Bases 1 to 339 code for a protein of 112 amino acids.
AUGAAAUCCCCAGAGGGAGCAGCAGCAGCAGCAGCAACAGCAGCAGCAGCAGCAGCAGCAGCAAGGAAGCCUUUAGUUGCGAAAGAGGCUCCAGUUUGGCGCCCUGAUGACGUAGAGAAGAUCGUGGCCGAGACCCUCGACGACCUCUUAAGAGGCCUCAACUACGAAGAAGUCCAGGCCAACAAGCUCCUGGACAAGAUCUGCGACUGCUGCAUGCAGCGCCUCGCGGGGCUGAAGGGUCCUUUUAAAUUUGUCGUUCAUGCAGCAGUUGCAGAAAGAGGCGCGGGCAACCUAACGUUUGCUACUGCUGCUCAGUUUGUUCAAGGGCACGAUGGUUAG